This is a messenger RNA of Colletotrichum navitas, 439 nucleotides long. RefSeq lists its product as uncharacterized. NCBI's taxonomy places the organism in Eukaryota, Fungi, Ascomycota, Sordariomycetes, Glomerellales, Glomerellaceae. The transcript has 2 exons. Bases 140 to 388 code for a protein of 82 amino acids. The record is from RefSeq and is a predicted model, not a curated record.
UCGGCCGGGUGGGUGUGUGAUCGCGCCUAGCUAGUAGACCACAAGAAGAGUACCGAGUAGGUAUGCGUAUGGAUACCUGGGCAGAGACAAUGCAGAUUCGGGAGACCCCUGGGGAGGGGGGAGGCCCGCAGGAUUAGGGAUGCGGAUGCGGCCCUCGCGGUGCAGUAGUGUUCCCAUCCAACGGCCCUGUCCGCCCGCCCGAUGUGACUGGCCGGACGUGACGAUGCGCCGGAGGAAAGGGGGAGAGGAGACCUUGAAAGAGCGCCGUGCUACGUGUCCAACAACGGCCCAACCCAAUCAUGACCAAGCCGGUCCCUCAUCAAUGGGUGUAGGAGGGACUGCGACGAAGCCUGAUAGGGCGGCCAUCGUAGACGCAGACAAACAGUAGACAGCCUCGGGCGUUGGACAUCAGUGCAGCACGACUCGUUAGAGUUGGGAC